AAUUACAAGAAAAUUUUACGAUGGCGAGUUGCGAGAGAAGGACCGCCAAUCGCGGAGAGGCGCUAUUGCCAAUGAACGAAGGAAGCAUCGUGGACUCCACUGCGGACUCCGCAGUGCUUUGAUUGGAAAAGACGAUCGAUAAAGUACGGACGGAGAUUCUUCCCACCUCGUAUCCUAGAACCGAAGCCAGCGUGAACUACCUCUUUCUUUUUCUUCUUCUUCUUCUUCUGUGUUUGCGCUCGAGGCUUGAUAAUUCCGGUGAGGGAGAACAGUAGCAGAGGCAGGUGAUCAGUGAUCGUUCUUCAUCAGCGUAAAGAUUGUUCUUGGUGUGACAACCACGAUCGUGAAUCUUCUGCAGCGGAAAGUGGUAUCUGAUUCCGUGAUGCAAAUUAGUUGAUUGUGCACAUAUACUCCAAAACCCAAAUGGAAGCAAAAACUACUGCAACUGGCCCUUCGCACGACAUCUUGUUCUGCAUCCUCUCCAGAUUACCUUUGAAAGCAGUUGUUCGAUGUUGUUGUGUGUCAAAGUUUUGGAAUCAUGUGAUAAAGAGUCCAGAAUUCAGGCACCUUCACUCUGCCCAAUUGCCUACUGAUCCAGAUUCUAAACUGCUAUUUCUGUCACGUCGAAUGCUGAGGGAGAAUGUUAUAAGCAUAAGUCCAAUGAAUCUUGCUAGCUAUCAACUCCACAUUAGCGAUAAUUCCAUCAGUAACUUGGUCAGCUCCCUUGAAUGGAAUUUAGUCGGGGCAUGCAAUGGAUUUCUUUGUUUUGCAUCAGCUGAUCAUGAUUGUGUUCUGAUAUGCAAUCCUAUCACAAAGGAGUUUGUCACACUACCGAAAUCUACUAGACACUCUCCUUUGCCACUUGUGACGGCCUAUGGUUUUGGAUUUGAUUCUGCAUCUGAGAAAUAUAAAGUUGUUCGCUUAUCUUAUUCAAAAGAACCCGGUGAGGAUGAUAAUGUUAACCAGAAGGUUUCAGCUGAGGUAUGCACUGUUGGUGUAACAGGGUCAUGGAGACCAGUGCCAGAUUUCCUGCAGCCUCCAUAUGGUUUGCCUGUAUAUGCUAGUGGUUUUUUACAUUGGGCAGUCCAUCCAUUUUUCUUUGGUCCUGCAAGAAUUGUAUCGUUCGAUUUGGGGAAAGAAGAGUCGGUAAUAACCCAUCAUCCAGAAUUUGGUUUAAAGUUUAGCAUAGUAGAGCUGGGUGGAUGUCUGUCUGUAGUGGAUCUCAGGAAGCCCACUCUCAUUGAGAUAUGGGUCCUCAAGGAUCGAAGUAGCAACAACUGGGAGCAGGAAUACAUCCUUCCUGUUGGUGCGCCUUUGGGUCUCGACAAGAGGCAUUCGAGGUUGAUAACCAUCUCUGAACUGGAUGGAGUAUUAUUGAUUUGGCUGCAAGAUGCGAUAUUCACAUAUGACCGAAGAACUUUAAGUAGGAAGAAGAUGCGGAUACAAGGUUUGCCAUCAUGGUUGGAUUGGGAAAUUCUCUGUGGCUAUAGGCCAAAUUUAGCUCCUUUAAGAGGUGACUGUGAAAGAUCGGGUAAAAGCACUGAUGUUGCUUAUUUUAAAAGUGAUUUGGAGAUUUGCUCCCAGCCAGCAAUUUCUUCCCAGAUUGUAGACAGAUCUAGUGGUAAGCGUGAUGGCAUAAUAUCAUGUUUUAUUAAAAACCAAAUGUUGGCAUAACACAAUUCUUGUAAAUGCAAAUAAAGUUGCUCUUCGUUGAAGUUUUUGUAUGCUAUGCAAAGUGUAUUUCAGAACUCAUCUUAAUAUUUGAAACUCUCUUUCUAUA
Zingiber officinale is the source of this 1780-nucleotide messenger RNA. RefSeq names its product F-box protein At3g07870-like. Lineage: Eukaryota; Viridiplantae; Streptophyta; Magnoliopsida; Zingiberales; Zingiberaceae. Bases 424 to 1674 code for a protein of 416 amino acids. The record is from RefSeq and is a predicted model, not a curated record. Gene Ontology annotation, molecular function: protein binding. The transcript has 3 exons.